Molecule: messenger RNA, 2181 nt
Organism: Sporisorium graminicola
Lineage: Eukaryota; Fungi; Basidiomycota; Ustilaginomycetes; Ustilaginales; Ustilaginaceae
Exons: 1
Coding region: 1-2181 (726 amino acids)
Biological process (GO): ribosomal subunit export from nucleus
Cellular component (GO): cytosol
Molecular function (GO): GTP binding; GTPase activity
Source: RefSeq, a predicted model, not a curated record
AUGCCGCUUGCUCAGUCGAAAAACACCGUUGGCCUCGGAAGGGCCAUCCUCAACCGAAGGGCUAAGGAAGCCAAACAACGGAACCAGACCGAAUUCCACACCACCGACCUUAACAACUAUGGCUCCGUCUCCAACCUUCGCUCCGUCACGCACGAGGGCGAUCUCGAAGAGUUCCUCAACACCGCCUCGUUGGCCGAUUCCGAUUUCACCGCCGAGAGGAGGAACCACGGUGUCACCGUCAUCACGGGUAUCAACCGCGAGCGAACCCGCCACAACCCUUAUCUCCUCACGGGCCAGGAAGAGCAGGAGGUGCUCAAGAAGCAUGUUCAGAACAAGGAGCGCCUGCGUGUGCCCAGAAGACCCGAAUGGACCAGCGCCACCACGCGCGCCCAGCUCGAACGUGCCGAAAAGGACGGCUUCCUCGAAUGGAGGCGAGGUCUUGCAGAGCUGCAGGAGGGCGUCGGUCUGGUGCUCACGCCCUUCGAGAGGAACCUCGAGGUGUGGCGUCAGCUUUGGCGUGUCAUCGAGCGAAGUCAUCUCGUGGUGCAAAUCGUAGAUGCAAGGAACCCACUUCGCUUCCGAUGUGAGGAUCUCGAAAAGUACGUCUCGAGCUUGGGCAUCGGUUCCACCAAUGGCAUCGAGUAUCUCGAAGAGGAUUCGACGGGCAAGGGCCCAAGGAGGAACUUGCUCCUCAUCAACAAGGCGGAUCUGCUCGACGACCAGCAGAGGAGAUAUUGGGCCGAUUACUUUGAUGCCCAGGGCAUUCAAUACGCAUUUUUCAGUGCUGCCAAUGCAGCGGCCAUCCAGCUCGCCCGUGCAGAAGAGGAGGAGCGAUUGCGUCUCGAACAGCUCAAACUUGCCGAACCACGCGACGAGGACGAGGAGGACUACGACCAGGAAGAUGACGAAGAGGAGGAUGACGAGGAAGACGUGCAAGCCGCUUCAGCUGCUGCUGUCGACCAGGGCGCAAAGAACGCCAAGCCUCUCGUGGGCCAAGAAGCCACGGAUCGUGUGCUGGACCACUCCCACGCUGCUGUCCGUGACAACCUGGUCGCGGAGAAGACGUAUGGACAAGACGAUGCUGUCGACGCUGCCACCGCUACCGCCGCCACUACUCUUUCUGCCACUCGCGACCCUACUCGUGUGCUCAACGUCCUCGAACUCGAAGAGCUCUUCAUGGCAUGUGCACCACCCCUCAACGACUUUGCUAUCGACGGUCAGCCCGCGCCUUCGAAGCUCGUCGUCGGACUCGUCGGUUAUCCCAACGUGGGUAAAUCUUCCACCAUCAAUGCACUGCUCGGCGAGAAAAAGGUGUCGGUCUCUUCCACCCCGGGCAAGACCAAGCAUUUCCAGACCAUCCACCUGUCGCCCACCACCGUUCUGUGCGAUUGUCCUGGUCUCGUCUUCCCGCAGUUUGCGACCACGUCGGCAGAGCUGGUGUGCGACGGUGUGCUUCCCAUCGAUCAGAUGCGCGAGUACACUGCUCCCGCCGAGCUCGUUGCCAAGAGGAUCCCGAAGGACAUUGUCGAAGGCACGUACGGUAUUCGCAUCGAGACGCUGACGGAGGAGGAAGGAGGAAACGGUGUGCCUACCGGUCUCGAGAUGUUGACGGCGUACGCUGUGGCUCGAGGCUACACACGCCAAGGCCAGGGCAACCCGGACGAGUCGCGUGCCGUCCGAUAUGUGCUCAAGGACUACGUCAACGCCAAACUGCUCUACGGCCACCCGCCACCGGGAGUCGACGCUGAUACCUACAAUGCCGCUCAACGCGAGCGUGCACGUGCUGCCCUCGCCGGUCGCAAAUACGACCCGUCCACCGCGGCACACCUUGCCGAGCACGAUGAUCACACUACCACGGGAGGCGUGGAUGUCGACGAUCUGGACGCAGACCUUCAAGCUGAGCUCGCCGAGCUCACCAAGCGCAGAGGCACGGGGUUGGUCCGUCAGUCGGCCAAGUCGAAAGCGCUGGACUCGGCGUUCUUUGAGACUAUGGCCUCGUCGAAACCUACGAUUGUGGGCCGCACGGGUGUGCCGACCGCUGCGAUCCAGGGCAGGGUCGCCAAUGAUGGGACAUUGAUUCGCAAUGGUGGGCAGCAGCAGGGCCAGGGUCAAGAGAAGACUAAGAAGCAUAACAAGGCGAAUAAGCGUAAAAAGCAGCGUUCGGGCGCUGGAUUUGAUUAG